Messenger RNA from Grosmannia clavigera kw1407, 2520 nucleotides. Its product is annotated as ap-1 complex subunit gamma-1. Gene Ontology annotation, molecular function: clathrin-cargo adaptor activity. The transcript has 5 exons. The coding region runs from base 1 to 2520 and encodes 839 amino acids. NCBI's taxonomy places the organism in Eukaryota, Fungi, Ascomycota, Sordariomycetes, Ophiostomatales, Ophiostomataceae. The record is from RefSeq and is a predicted model, not a curated record. Gene Ontology annotation, cellular component: AP-1 adaptor complex; membrane coat; Golgi apparatus. Gene Ontology annotation, biological process: receptor-mediated endocytosis; intracellular protein transport; Golgi to vacuole transport.
AUGUCGUCCCUCAAGCAAUUCAUUCGGAACGUGCGAGCGGCGAAGACGAUUGCGGAUGAACGGGCAGUGAUUCAGAAGGAAAGCGCUGCUAUUCGGGCUAGCUUUCGCGAAGAGAGCGCAGAUCACAACGUCCGGCGGAACAAUGUGGCGAAGCUGCUCUACCUCUUCACUCUCGGCGAGCGGACGCACUUUGGACAGAUCGAGUGCUUGAAGCUGCUGGCUUCACCGCAUUUUGCAGACAAGCGGUUAGGCCACCUUGCGACUAGCUUGCUGCUGGAUGAAAACCAAGAGGUGCUCACGCUUGUUACAAACUCGCUGAAAAAUGACCUGUCUCACUCGAACCAAUACAUUGUCGGCCUGGCGCUAUGCACGCUCGGAAACAUUGCGUCGGUGGAGAUGUCGCGAGACCUGUUUGCGGAGAUUGAGAACCUAGUGUCGACGUCGAACCCGUACAUACGACGAAAGGCGGCGCUGUGUGCGAUGCGAAUAUGCCGCAAGGUUCCCGACCUGCAGGAGCACUUUGUGGAGAAGGCGACACACCUGCUCUCGGACCGGAACCACGGCGUGCUGCUCUGUGGGCUGACGCUUGUGACCAGCCUGUGCGAAGCGGAUGAGGAGGAAGGCGGGGAGGAGGGAAUAGUCGAGCAGUUCCGACAGUUUGUGCCGUCUCUGGUGCGCACGCUCAAGGGACUUGCGUCGUCUGGAUAUGCGCCGGAGCACGAUGUGACGGGUAUCACGGAUCCGUUCUUGCAGGUCAAGCUGCUACGGCUACUCCGUGUUCUUGCGCGUGGCGACUCGAGGACGAGCGAGAUGAUCAACGACAUUCUGGCACAGGUGGCGACGAACACGGAGUCGUCGAAGAAUGUAGGCAACUCGAUUCUGUACGAGGCCGUGCGUACGAUCCUGGACAUUGAGGCGGACUCGGGGCUGCGCGUACUGGGCGUGAACAUCCUGGGCAAGUUCCUGUCAAACCGGGACAACAACAUCCGGUAUGUGGCCUUGAACACGCUGAUUAAGGUGGUGGCCAUCGAGCCGAAUGCGGUGCAGCGACACCGGAACACGAUCCUCGAUUGCCUGCGCGACCCGGACAUCAGCAUUCGGCGGCGUGCGCUGGAGCUCAGCUUCACGCUGAUCAACGAGAGCAACGUGCGGGUGCUGAUCCGCGAACUGCUCGCGUUCCUGGAGAGCGCGGACAACGAGUUCAAGCCGAACAUGACGAGCCAGAUCGGGAUUGCGGCGGACAAGUUUGCGCCCAACAAGCGCUGGCACGUGGACACGAUGCUGCGGGUGCUCUCGCUGGCGGGCAAUUACGUCAAGGAGCCGAUUCUGUCGUCGUUUAUUCGGCUGAUCGCGACGACGCCGGAUCUGCAGACGUAUGCGGUGCAGAAGCUGUACGCGAACCUGAAGAAGGAUAUCACGCAGGAAAGCCUGACGCAGGCGGCGUCGUGGUGCAUUGGCGAGUACGGCGAUGCGCUGCUGCGUGGUGGCCAGUACGAGGAAGAGGAGCUGGUGCAGGUGGUGAAGGAGGAGGACGUGCUCGAUUUGUUUUCGACCAUCCUGAACAGCAGCUAUGGCACGCAGGUGACCAAGGAGUAUAUCAUGACGGCUCUGAUCAAGCUGACGACACGGCUGUCGGACGCGGCGCAGAUCGAGCGAGCGCGACGAAUGUUGCAGGCCAACGAGACGAACCUGGACGUGGAGGUGCAGCAGCGAGCCGUCGAGUACACCAACCUCUUCGCGUACGACCAAAUACGGCGCGGCGUCCUGGAGAAGAUGCCGCCGCCACAGAUCCAAGAGUCGUCGCGGGUGCUCGGCGAGGCGGCAGCGACGAAGAAGUCCAAGGCGGGAAAUCGGCGGUCCAAGAUUGUGAAGCCAUCAGAACAGGAUCUGCUGCUGGAUCUGAUGGGCGACACGGCUCCAGCAAUUGUGGCACCGGUGAACGGUGGCGUCAACAAUGCGGACCUGCUUGCGGAUAUCCUCAGCGGCGGCUCUGCGACAUCGACUGCGCCAGCAGCUGGCGGUCCGCCGUCCAACGUGUCUGCCAUCCUGGACCUCUUUGGCACGACAUCACCGGCUGCAUCGGCAUCACCAUAUCCGGCUCCCACAGGCACGCCUGCCGGAACGAUCCCGGGCGACCUGUUCUCGGCUGCUGCGGCCCCUUCGCCGCCUAUACAGCCACCGACAGCACCGGCAGGCUUUCCAUGCUACAACGGCAACGGGCUCGACAUCACGAUCGCGACGCAGCGGAAUGCCGAGGGCGCGGUGCAGGCGACAGCCCGGUUCCGAAAUGUGGGCGGUGCAGCUGUUUCUGGCGUCGGUCUGCAGGCGGCCGUGCCCAAAUCGCAGAAGCUGCAGCUCCUGGCCAUCUCGUCGUCCGACGUGGCACCAGGCCAAGAGGCCAGCCAGCUGAUGCGGGUGAUCGGCGCAAAGGGGCCUCUCCGUCUGCGGCUGCGGAUUACGUACACACACCCAUCGGCUGGCCAGGUCCUGGAGCAGAUCAAUUGGACAGAGCCGUCUUGA